AUGGAAACUCAACAAAAUCAUCAGCAACAGGGAAAUGAAGAUGGGGGAAACAAAAGCAGUAAUUUUCUAUGCAGGCAAAGCAGUACUAGGUGGACACCCACUACUGAGCAAAUAAGAAUCUUGAAAGACCUUUACUACAACAAUGGAGUUAGGUCUCCAUCUGCUGAGCAGAUACAGAGGAUCUCUGCCAAGUUGAGGCAGUACGGAAAGAUUGAAGGCAAAAAUGUCUUUUAUUGGUUUCAGAACCAUAAAGCUCGUGAGAGGCAGAAGAAACGCUUCACUAGUACUACUCCUUCUGCCUCUGAUGUCCCCAUGCACCACAGAUCACCUGCUGCCGGUGUUUGGAAAUACCAUCAAGAUCAUCCUUUCCCUAACAAUCUUACUGCUGCAGGUUUUCCAUCUUCAUCAAGUUCUUCUCCUGGUGUCCUGAAUAUUGGCCCUGUGGGACACCCUGGCUAUGGAUCUGUAGCCAUGGAGAAGAGUUUCAGAGACUGUUCCAUAUCUUCAAGUGUUGAUGGCAAUGGAUCUAGCCUGGGUCAAAACUUUGUACGGGUCGGAGUCGACCCGUAUUCUUCAGGAGGAGGCUACCACCCAUUUCUUGAAAAAAGAAAAUAUGUUGAUUAUGAAACCCUAGAAGAUGAACAGCAAGAAGAAGAACAAGUCCCAGAAAUUGAAACUCUACCUCUUUUCCCCAUGCACGAUGAACACACUUUCAAGCAAGAAACUAACUUCUACAAUGGCUGGCAUUAUGGCCCGAGGGCCGAAGAUAAUAACAUUGGCUCGUCACGGGCUUCCCUCGAGCUCACCAGAUUGCUUAAUUCUCCAUGA
Messenger RNA from Olea europaea var. sylvestris, 828 nucleotides. RefSeq names its product protein WUSCHEL-like. NCBI's taxonomy places the organism in Eukaryota, Viridiplantae, Streptophyta, Magnoliopsida, Lamiales, Oleaceae. Gene Ontology annotation, biological process: plant organ development. The transcript is spliced from 3 exons. Gene Ontology annotation, molecular function: DNA-binding transcription factor activity; DNA binding. The record is from RefSeq and is a predicted model, not a curated record. The coding region runs from base 1 to 828 and encodes 275 amino acids.